Molecule: messenger RNA, 1064 nt
Organism: Camellia sinensis
Lineage: Eukaryota; Viridiplantae; Streptophyta; Magnoliopsida; Ericales; Theaceae
Source: RefSeq, a predicted model, not a curated record
UGUUUAUUGUAAUGUUUAUUGUUUCUGCUUUCGGUGCAUUUGGCAUCCUAUGUACAACACUCUCCUCUUUAUAAAAGAGAGUGAGCUUCUCCUUGUGUAAUACAACGUAUAUCAAUCUUAAUACAUACAAUUUAUUCUCUCUGUAAUUCUCUCUCUAUCAAUUUAUCUUACAUGGUAUCAGAGCUAAGUUAAGAACUUAGUAUUUUUCGCUUCACCGGCGGGCGGCAACCUCGCCUUGGCCGCCCGCCGGACCUCAACCUAGUCCGCUAGAAUUUUUUACACAUACCUUCACUCUUCUUCACCACCUCGCCGAAGCAAACCCAAAAUCCCUCUGGGACAUUUCGUCGAACACCAUGUCUGCAACAAUGAUGGGCAUGACACACACACAGAGAUGAGGCUGCUAACCCACAACAUGCUAUCAUCCAACAUCAAGGGGGUCACCAACGACUUUCCUCUCCGAAUCGAAGUCCAGAAAGUGAUCGAAAAGCCUGUGGAUUUCAACCCCGACUUUCUUCGACACAUGUUCCCCAAGAUCGACUGGAACGCUCUCGUCGGAGCCUCUCAGACCAUGGGCUACCCUGACCUUCCCGACUCCGCUGACGCCGCCAUGCUCGACUCCGACGACUUUCUCCGGCGCUUCCAUCACUCCCUCCUCAAGCUCCACCUCGAAGAGGGCGCCCUCCUCUGCCCCAAGACCAGCCGUCGAUUCCCAGUCAUCAAGGGCAUCCCCAACAUGCAUCUUCAUGAAGACGAGCUUCAGGAACCAGCAGUCUGAUCCCACUGACCGCUGCGAGAUCCGCCUUGAAGAUCCCUCCUCCGGCGAGCUCUUCGCCGCCUGCUUCGUCCUUCCCGGCCAGCGUGGCACCUCCAUCCGUCGCCGCACUCAUGCCGUGCUGGACUUGCUGUGGUGCUACUGCUUUCUGCUUCACUAUGUUGCUCCAACAUGCUGCUCCACUACUCGAAGCUUCCUCCCCCAUGGCGAGUCGAAGUGAUGAAAACAUUUUUAAUCAACCCACUCUCUCUCUCUCUCUGGUCCCUUUCUCUCCACCAGACCCACUUUAAUC